This is a messenger RNA of Siniperca chuatsi (mandarin fish), 940 nucleotides long. RefSeq names its product linkage group 4 C15orf40 homolog (gene lg4h15orf40). The coding region runs from base 81 to 614 and encodes 177 amino acids. Gene Ontology annotation, cellular component: cytoplasm. The transcript has 5 exons. NCBI's taxonomy places the organism in Eukaryota, Metazoa, Chordata, Actinopteri, Centrarchiformes, Sinipercidae. The record is from RefSeq and is a predicted model, not a curated record.
GGAAAUCACGAUGUUUACAUGUUAGCAUUUCUGCUAACCUGCCUAAGCUAACAGCUAGCAAGUUAGCAGGUAGCAGGUAGAUGUUUCCCCGGUCAGGUUUAACUAUAACUGGUACUUUUAUAACGUUAUCUAAAUCUUUAUUCACAGUUGUAACGUUAAACCGUUUAUCUGACGUCGUCCCGGUGUUCAGCUGCCCGGUAACCGUUGUCUCCGGUGUGCACUGGAUAAGAAGUUACUCCAGAAACACACAAAUGCCUAAAAAAGAGAAAGCGGUGAAAGGACAGCCGGCUGGCGGUGGAGCAGCAGAAGCAUCUAGUCCGGUGGCCCGAGACAAAAGUGGUGCUGUUACCAUAACGGUGCACGCGAAGCCCGGCUCCAAACACAGCGGCAUCACAGAAGUUUCUGCAGAGGCGGUGGGAGUUGCCAUCGCAGCACCUCCAACAGACGGAGAAGCCAACACUGAGCUUAUUCGCUACCUGGCUGAAGUUCUGGACCUGAAGAAAAGUCACAUAUCUCUUGACAAGGGCUCCAGGUCCAGAGACAAACUCAUCAAAGUGGACUCCUCUCUCAGUCCAGAGGAGGUGUUGAGGAGGCUCAGACAGGCUGCAGGCUGACAGGAGGGGCGGAGGAGGUGGAUGGAGGCUGAAACAUGCUGCAGGCCCACAGGAGGACAGAGGAUGGAGGAGCUGGACCAGUAAGGCUACUGGGACACUAACAUCACCAUGGAAACAGACUGAUCCACCAACCAACCACCAGUGAGCAGGAGGUGUUUCCAUCCCUGGACCUGCUGGAGCUUCAGGACAGAAAUACGUGUCCUGCUGUAGACUGGGUAUGAUGUUUACAUGUUGGUGUCUGAAGUGACUCAUGUAAAGGUAUUUUUUCUGCUUGUCAUUUGGUUAAAUGACCUGUUGGCUUUAAAUAAACAGAUUAUGAAUCUGUA